AUGAGUAGUUCAGAUGGGAAGGCGGGCUGGCAGACCGUUAUACAAGGAACGGUCAUUACAUCUACGACAUGCGCGUUCAUAACAGGCGCCUACGGUAUCCUCAACAGGUUCCCUAACUAUGCAGAGCUUUCUGCGGCUGCUGCGAUAAACAGUGGAGCAACUGCAGCCACAUUUUUCAGUAUCCGCGAAUAUGUGAUCAGCCCUGUUCUCAUCAGGACGAUUCCGGGAGUUCAGUAUGCCAGGCGACGGCGUGAUGCUGGUAUUUCCAAGCUUCCCACCGAUAAAGAUGUGCCAGAGAAUGUAUCAUGGACGGAGAUGCGGACAAGCAAGCUGCUCGAUACUGGCAUUAGUGGGGCUAUUACUGGUGGUAUCCUUCGCGGAAUAACUACUAGUCGGAAUGCCAUCGUAUCGGGGGGCAUAACAGCCAGUAUCGCUGCCACUCUGGUCCAACUAGGCUACAACGAACUUCGAGUGACACGGCUUAAAUACGUCUCCCAACAAUCCAGUCAGCUUGCAGUCACUGAACCAAUGCAGAACCGAUGGGCAGAACGACGCGCGACUGUCAUGUCAUGGUUCGGAUUGUCGAAGUAUUCGGACGAAGAAUUUCUGGAGUCGAUGAAGGCUCAGAGAUUGCAGUAUCUGGCGAGGAUCAGUGAACUUGAGCGACAACUAGAGAAGGAGCGAGCAGAGCAGAAAUUGGAUAGUAGCACAUCGUCCAAAACAUAG
Messenger RNA from Desarmillaria tabescens, 726 nucleotides. RefSeq lists its product as uncharacterized. Bases 1 to 726 code for a protein of 241 amino acids. The record is from RefSeq and is a predicted model, not a curated record. NCBI's taxonomy places the organism in Eukaryota, Fungi, Basidiomycota, Agaricomycetes, Agaricales, Physalacriaceae. The transcript has 4 exons.